This is a messenger RNA of Ostrea edulis (European flat oyster), 971 nucleotides long. RefSeq lists its product as uncharacterized. The record is from RefSeq and is a predicted model, not a curated record. The coding region runs from base 89 to 727 and encodes 212 amino acids. The transcript has 2 exons. Lineage: Eukaryota; Metazoa; Mollusca; Bivalvia; Ostreida; Ostreidae.
GUUCGUUUCACUGUUCUGAAUAUGUUCUGCACAAGUUCCGGACAGACGUCCAAACAAAUGAAUCAGAACAGGAAGUAGAUUAAACAAUAUGGCGACGCUGAAAUGGAUGUGUAUACAACUGCUGCAGGAGUUUCUUGACGAUGACGACAACAAUGACGAUGUAAUGGCAACUGCCAUGAUGGUAGACAUUAUACAAACUUACACAAGAGAACCCAAAAGUAGAAUUAAAAACUAUUGUGAGGAUGUGGUCUCAAAGUACUCAGAUACCGACUUCAAGAGGAUGUUUAGACUUUCUCGUCCUACUUUCGAUACAGUAAAAGGCUUUUUGCAGAAUUGCCCGGAACUCGGUGUGGAGGGAACCGGAGGGAGAGAACCAAUAUCAGUUGAAAAACAACUAUACGUCACAUUGUGGUACCUGGGUGGAUUGGACAGUAUUAUAAGAAUAGCGGACAGAUUUGGAAUAGCUGAAUCCUCAGUUAUUGUAUGCAGAAAUCGGAUUAUUGACACUAUUUUGAACAAUUUGAAGUCAAAGUUUAUCAUCUGGCCACAUGCCGAAGUGCUUGAACAAACCAUUGACAAGUUUCAUCAACGAAAUGGAUUUCCUGGAAUUAUUGGGGCACUGGAUGGCACUCAUAUUUCUAUAAAAGCACCAACUGAAAAUCCUCAGUCUUACGUUAAUAGGAAAGGCUAUCUAUUCCUUACAGCUACAAGCAGUCUGCGACUCUGAUAUGAAGUUUUUGAACUGUUACUGUGGAUUUGCAGGAAGUUGUCACGAUGCCCGUGUCUUAAGGAAUUCCGAUUUGUGGAGCUGUGGCUUAGAGGUCUGUAAUGGAAACCAUAUCAUUGCUGACGGAGCGUACCCCGUACGACGAUGGCUAAUGACGCCUUAUCGUGACAAUGGGCAUUUGUCGCAAGAACAGAAACAUUUUAAUCACCUGCUUUCUGCCAACAGAGUGGUCAUUGAAAGAGCG